Symbiodinium natans is the source of this 534-nucleotide messenger RNA. The record is from the annotation of a GenBank genome assembly. NCBI's taxonomy places the organism in Eukaryota, Dinophyceae, Suessiales, Symbiodiniaceae.
AUGGGUUUAGGGCCCCAAGCCGAAGCCCAGGUGCUCAUCGAUGGUGUGGCUAUCAAGGCCCGGUGGAAGCCGAGAGGGAAGGACAACACCGCGGAUGAGCGCAAGGGCUACACGAGUCGAGACAUCUUCAUGGCGGAGAAGCAGCGCAAGGGCGGCGGGGGCGGCGGAGGCAGCCGGGAGCUGCUGAACCAGACCUCGCGGCGCAGCAGCCGGAGCCGCAGCCGCAGCAACGGCCGGCGCAACGCGCGCGGCGGGGGGGGUGGCAGUAGGUCCAUGAUCUAUGACGACCGGCCCAGAGACCGAGAGCGCUACGACGACCGGCGCCGGGAUGACCGGGGUUAUGACGAUCGAGGUCGCCAUGAUGACCGACGUGAUGACCGGCGGGAUGACCGGCGUGAUGACCGGCGGGAUGACAGGCAUAGCUACGACGACCGCCGCGAUGACCGGCGACGCGAUGAUCGCCACGAUGACCGACGCCGAGAGGACAGCAGAGACAGAGGCCGCUACGAGUCGAGCAGAGGAGGGCGCCUGUGA